Carassius auratus (goldfish) is the source of this 5633-nucleotide messenger RNA. RefSeq names its product myosin-IIIa-like. NCBI's taxonomy places the organism in Eukaryota, Metazoa, Chordata, Actinopteri, Cypriniformes, Cyprinidae. The transcript is spliced from 37 exons. The record is from RefSeq and is a predicted model, not a curated record. Gene Ontology annotation, molecular function: protein serine/threonine kinase activity; protein binding; microfilament motor activity. Bases 83 to 5287 code for a protein of 1734 amino acids. Gene Ontology annotation, cellular component: stereocilium tip; myosin complex; filopodium tip. Gene Ontology annotation, biological process: positive regulation of filopodium assembly; regulation of actin filament length; peptidyl-serine phosphorylation.
AAGUGUUCACACACCACGUCUGCUUCCGCAGGGUCAAUAUGGACUUAAUCAACAAAAUGUUCAUCGACCAUUUUAGAAAGGAAUGAGAUCACUCGAGAAGAUGUUUCCUCACUCAGGGAAAUCCAUCGUCUUUGACAGCUUUCCAGAUCCAUCUGACACCUGGGAGAUCAUUGAGACUAUUGGUAAAGGGACUUAUGGGAAAGUUUAUAAAGUGCUUAACAGGGUCAAUGGCAGCAAAGCCGCUGUAAAAAUACUGGAUCCAAUCCAUGACAUUGAUGAGGAAAUUGAAGCGGAAUAUAACAUCCUGAAAGCUCUCUCAGACCAUCCCAAUGUUGUCAAGUUCUUUGGAAUGUUCUACAAAAAGGAUGUCAAGAUUGGAGACCAGCUAUGGCUAGUGCUAGAGUUGUGCAAUGGAGGGUCUGUCACAGAUCUGGCUAAAGGUAUGCUGAAAAGAGGAGACCGCAUGGAUGAACCCAUCAUUGCCUACAUCCUACACGAAGCACUCAUGGGUCUCCAGCAUUUACACAUCAAUAAGACCAUCCAUCGAGACAUCAAGGGCAACAACAUCCUGCUCACCACAGAAGGAGGAAUCAAGAUGGUUGACUUUGGGGUAUCAGCCCAGCUUACAAACACCCGGCUAAGGAGGAACACUUCAGUCGGAACACCAUUCUGGAUGGCACCUGAGGUCAUAGCCUGUGAGCAGCAGCUCGACUCCACCUAUGACGAGCGCUGUGACGUGUGGUCUCUUGGUAUCACAGCCAUAGAGCUGGGUGAUGGAGACCCGCCCUUGGCUGACCUUCAUCCAAUGAGAGCUCUCUUCAAAAUUCCAAGAAAUCCUCCACCUACCCUACACCAACCAGAGCUCUGGUCAAACGAUUUUAAUGAUUUUAUAUGCAAGUGUCUGAUAAAGGAUUUUGAGCUCAGGCCCAAUGUGUUUGACCUUCUUCAGCAUGUCUUCAUCAAACAGAUUGUGGGCCGAGAGAAGACGCUGCAGAAGCAGCUGAUGGAGCUAAUCGACCUCAACCAACAAAUGGGCAUUAUUGAGAAAACCAGCCAUCUUGGAAUAACUGAAAGGAGAGACAGUGAUGCCAGGCAUGAGCGUAUCCACACCAAAAAAGGCAGCCACAUGAAGUCUCAAAGUCAAACUUGUGAUGACGUGGAGGAUCUGGCAACCCUAGAGGUUCUAGAUGAAAACACAAUCACCGAACAGUUACAAAGACGUUAUGCAAAGGAGCAGAUCUACACCUACGUUGGAGACAUCCUCAUAGCGGUUAAUCCAUUCCAGAAAACGGAACUGUACACGCCGGAGCAUUCUAAGAUUUACGUUGAAGCCAAAAGAACAUCCAACCCUCCUCAUAUAUAUGCAGUUGCAGACAUUGCAUAUCAGUCCAUGGUCUCCUAUAAUACUGAUCAGUGUAUUGUCAUCAGUGGAGAGAGUGGUGCUGGGAAAACAGAAAGCGCCCACCUAUUAGUCCAACAGCUGACCGUCCUCGGAAAGGCAAACAAUCAGACCCUCCAAGAGAAGAUUUUGCUGGUCAACAGUCUGGUGGAGGCCUUUGGAAAUGCCUGUACUGUGAUCAAUGAUAACUCCAGUCGCUUUGGGAAGUAUCUGGAGAUGAAGUUCACAUGUGGAGGCACAGUUGUGGGAGCUCAGAUCUCUGAAUACCUCCUGGAGAAAUCCCGGGUCAUACACCGGGCCGUAGGGGAACGUAAUUUCCACAUCUUCUAUUACAUCUAUGCCGGUCUGGCAGAGAGGAAGAAACUUGGCCACUAUAAGCUGUCAGACAGCAAAACACCGAAGUAUCUCCACAAUGAGAAUGUUAAAUUAGUGCCUGACAUUGUGGGCAAUGCCUUCUAUAAGGAGCAGUUUGAGACAGUGGAGCAGUGCUUCAAAGUCAUUGGCUUCACACUAGAGGAGCUUGGAAGCGUUUACAGUACCUUAGCCGGGAUCCUAAAUGCAGGUGAUGUCGAGUUCACAUCAGUGGCUUCGGAACAUCAGACGGACAAAAGCAAUAUUUCCAACAUGGCAGUACUAGAGAGUGCUGCAUCGCUGCUGUGUAUCCGUGCCGAUGAGCUCCAGGAAGCGCUGACUUCUCACUGUGUGGUCACACGGGGCGAAACCAUCGUCAGGUCAAACACAGUGGAGAAGGCCAUUGAGGUUCGGGACGCCAUGGGCAAAGCCCUCUACGGACGCCUGUUCAGCUGGAUCGUCAACCGCAUCAACUCUCUCCUGAAACUAGAUAGCCUGUCAGGGGAGGAAGACAAAGGUCUGAACAUUGGUAUUCUGGACAUCUUUGGCUUUGAAAACUUUAAGAGGAACUCUUUUGAGCAGCUGUGCAUCAACAUCGCCAAUGAGCAGAUCCAGUUCUACUUCAACCAGCACAUCUUCGCCUGGGAACAGGAUGAGUAUCUGAACGAAGAUGUGGACGCUCGAGUGAUUGAAUAUGAAGACAACCGGCCGCUGCUGGACCUCUUCCUCCAGAAGCCCAUGGGCAUGUUAGCACUACUGGAUGAGGAGAGUCGCUUCCCUCAGGCUACUGACCAGACCCUCGUCGAGAAAUUUGAGGACAACUUAAAAUCCAAAAACUUCUGGAGACCAAAGAGGGUUGAUCUUGGCUUUGGAAUACAUCACUACGCAGGCAAGGUGAUCUAUAAUGCCAGUGGUUUUCUGGCUAAGAACAGAGAUGCUCUGCCCGCUGAUAUUGUUCUCUUGUUGAGGUCUUCAGAGAAUGAACUGGUCCGUAAACUGGUUACUCACCCACUCACCAAAACAGGUAACCUGGCUCACACUAAGGGCAAGGCUGCUAGCUCUGCUCGUAUGUCCACACAACAAUCACAGCCCACCAUUAACUUUGCCAAGUUGGAAGGUCUUAUGUUGUUCAGUACUGUAUCAUUCAGUGAGUCUUCCUCCCGGAAAUUAACUCCCACCAAUGACAAAACAAUGCUUCCCUUGCCAGUUGACACUGUACAAAUGGCGGAGAGCACGGGAGACACCAUACAUCACCCCAGAGAGACCACCAACAUGAAGACUCAGACUGUAGCCUCUUACUUCAGAUAUUCUCUAAUGGAUCUGUUAUCAAAGAUGGUGGCAGGCCAGCCUCACUUUGUACGUUGCAUAAAACCCAACAAUGAUCGUCAAGCCCACAAGUUCGACAGGGAGAAGGUUUUGAUUCAACUACGCUACACUGGUAUUCUAGAGACAGCUAAGAUACGCAGACAGGGCUACUCUCAUCGCAUUCUCUUCGAUAACUUCAUUGAGAGGUACUCGAUAUUAGCAUUUAGAGCCAAUGAGGAGCCACCAAUGAAUCCAGAGACAUGUGUUGCUAUUUUGGAAAAGGUCAAACUAGAGAACUGGGUUCUGGGCAAAACAAAGGUCUUUCUUAAGUACUAUCAUGCAGAGCAACUAAAUCUGAUGGUGAGACAGACCACAGACCGGAUUGUUCUAGUCCAAGCACAUGUACGAGGCUGGCUGGCUUUCAGACGAUACCGUUUGAUGCUUGAAAAGAGAAAACAAAGUGCUGUGCUUUUGCAGUCAGUGUGCAGAGGAUAUCUAGCAAGGCAGAAAUACAAGGAGUUACAAGAGGAGAAGAACAAAGCUGCUGCAAAAAUCCAGGCCCAUUACAGAGGACACAAAGAGAGGAAAAGCUUCAAGAGGAAAAAGGAAGCCAUGCAGAAGGAAAAAGCUGAGAAGACCGAAGAAGUGGAGGAGGCCCCAUCAGAAGCAGAUGGUCCAGUCUCCGAGGAACCUCCACGGGAAGGAGAUGAGGCAGUAACGGAUAAUGCUGAUGAAAAGGCCGCUGUGGUACUCCAGAGCAACUACCGAGGUUACAGAGAAAGGAAGAAAUACAAGGAGCAUCAGGAACGGAAUAAGACCUUGACCGGGGAUGAGCUGGCCAUUUCUUCAUCUACCCAUGAAGAAGUCACUUCGGGAGAAGAUUUGGAUUCUAUUCAAGAGGUACUACAGGAGAAUAUGGAGAAGGAAGGGAGGGAGGCUGAGGAAGAGGCUGCAAGUGGAGAAGAUGAGAACAAUGAACAAGAAGCCAAGGCAGCCACUGUUAUCCAGAGCAACUUCAGAGGUCAUAAAGAACGUAAAAGACUCCAAGAGGAGGGGAAGAUGCCAGUUAGAGGGAAGAAGGAGACAGAGAGCCCUCCAGUUGAUGAGGAGUUUCCUAUUCCAGAUCCACCACCCCCAGAAGAACUGCUGGAAUUCACUGAGGACAUGGAACAGGAAGAUGAGACUCCAGCUCAGCCACCAGGAGAAGAUGAAGAAGCCAAAGCCGCUGUGGUUCUUCAGAGCAACUUCCGUGGCCACAAAGAGCGUAAAAGACUCCAAGAGGAAGGCAAAAUCCCCAAGAAAAAGACAAAUGUAGAAAUGGCUAACCCAGACACUUCAGAACUAGACAUUUCUCUUGAAGAACUUCCACCACCUCCAUUAGAAUUUGAGCAAGACCAAGAGCUAGAUUUCAGUCGGACUGAACAAGAAAUGGCACUAGAGGUGGAGGAGCAGGUGAAUGACGAAGUUCUGGACAUCACAGAUGUUCAGCUGGAACGGAGGGGGGUAGAAGAAGAGGAGAACACUCAGGCAGAGGACGGCCAAUAUGAUGAGGAGCAGGCAGCCAUUAAAAUCCAGAGCAAUUUUAGAGGUUACAAAGACAGAAAGAACCUGAAAGCUACAUCACAUAAACAGGAUGAGGAAGCUGAGUCACUCUUCAAACAGGUAACCAGUGCCUCUGAAGAUUACUUAUCACUGCAGAAGAAGUUAAAUGAAAUCAUCCUUGCCCAUCAGCUCAACCCCAGUGAAAAUGGAAUGUUUGUGAAAGGAAAACCUAUGAAUGGCUACAUGGGCUGUUACCAGCCACCAGCCGACACAAUGCAGUCACGAACAUCUCGCCGCACACAACAACCAAAGACCCUGAACACACCAGAGGACUCCACAUACUACACACUCAUUCAUAGGUCUGUCCAGGACAAUAAAAGGAGGUCAAGAAAACAAAGCCCCAAGAGGCUGGACAAUGAUGACCAGUACUACCAGGGCUUGUCCAGCACUAAGUCCACAAGCCUGCCCAGUGACAGACGGCGCUUGAGCAAACGCAGAUCCUCUUCCGAGAGACCACUGUCUGAUGUCCCUAAAUCUGAUCUCCCUAUGGACCCGACGGAGAAGAGGCACUCGUUCUCUAGAAUGCCCUCUACAGAGAGUCAAAGUGAGGACAACCCUUAUGACUACAGAAAGAUACUGAGGAAAACCUCCCAGAGACGAAGGCUUAUAACACAGCCUGUCAGUGACUGAGGAGGUCAGCGAAAAACUUUUUCCUUAAAGGACGGGUUCACCCAAAAACUGCAUUUCCUGGCAUAAUUUGUCUCGCCAUUAGAGCCUGUCCUCCAACAAAAAACGACCAUAUAGGUAGUUUGUGCAAGCAUCUUAUUAUGACCUAUAUUUACGUUUUAAAGUUAAGAAGCCUCUAGUGGUCGUAAAAAUAAUGACAGUAUCGCAUUGCGUCGAAAUGACGUAUAAUGUCAUUACCAAUCAAAACGCACGUUUAUUUAAAUGCAAUGUGUGGACUUUUUACACCGAUCUCACAGUAAUAUGUACAUAUUUUACUAGGUGGCUUAUUCGUUCGAAUGACCACACCUAA